AAGUUCCACAUCGCCAGCACCAGGGAGCUGCAGAGGCAAGGUUGGGCUGGGCUAAGUGGCCUCCGGCCCGGCCCCUGCAGGAACACAUAAAUAGACAGCAGAGAGAAGGCAGUGCUCACCUAGUGCUCACACACCGCUGGGGCCUUGGAGGUUGCCCACAGCCUGCAGGAUGAAAGCCGUGGUGCUGACCCUGGCCGUGCUCUUCCUCACGGGGAGCCAGGCUCGGUACCUGUGGCAGCAUGAUGAAGCCAAGUCCUACUGGGACCAAAUCAAAGAUAUGCUGACUGUCUAUGUGGACACGGCCAAGGAUUCUGGCAAAGACUACCUUACCUCACUGGAUACCUCUGCCUUGGGACAGCAGCUUAACCUGAAACUUGCUGAUAACUGGGACACAGUGAGCAGUGCUCUCCUCAAGGCUCAUGAGCAGAUGAAGCCUAUCGCCAUGGAAUUCUGGGGUAACCUGGAAAAGGACACCGAGGGACUGAGGCAGACGGUGAGCAAGGACCUGGAGCUGGUGAAGGAGAAGGUGCAGCCCUACCUGGACAGUUUCCAGAAGAAAGUGGAGGAGGAGUUGGAGCUCUACCGCCAGAAGGUGGCGCCGCUGAGCGCCGAGUGGCGCGAGCAAGCGAGCCAGAAGGCGCAGGAGCUGCAGCAGAAGGCGGGUGAGCUGGGCGAGCAGCUGCGGGACCGCGUGCGCACCCACGUGGACGCGCUGCGCACCGACCUGGCGCCCUACGGCGAGGAGGCGCGCAAGUUGCUGCUCCAGCGCCUCCAGGACAUCAAGGCGAAGAGCGGCGACUUGGCUGAAUACCAAACCAAGCUGAGCGAGCACCUGAAAUCUUUCGGCGAGAAGGCCCAGCCCACGCUGCAGGACCUGCGCCACGGCUUGGAGCCCUUGUGGGAGGGCAUAAAGGCCGGCGCCAUGUCUAUGCUGGAGGAGUUAGGCAAGAAGCUGGACAGCCAGUGAGCCUCCUGGCCUGCGGACCCCAGGGGGGACCACCUUUUCACCUUCCCGUUUCUUACAAUAAACAUUUCCAAAGCGG
Messenger RNA from Erinaceus europaeus (western European hedgehog), 1043 nucleotides. RefSeq names its product apolipoprotein A1 (gene APOA1). The transcript is spliced from 4 exons. Gene Ontology annotation, cellular component: extracellular region. The coding region runs from base 170 to 967 and encodes 265 amino acids. Gene Ontology annotation, biological process: lipoprotein metabolic process; lipid transport. Lineage: Eukaryota; Metazoa; Chordata; Mammalia; Eulipotyphla; Erinaceidae. The record is from RefSeq and is a predicted model, not a curated record. Gene Ontology annotation, molecular function: high-density lipoprotein particle receptor binding; lipid binding.